Portunus trituberculatus (swimming crab) is the source of this 7588-nucleotide messenger RNA. Its product is annotated as ras GTPase-activating protein raskol-like. The record is from RefSeq and is a predicted model, not a curated record. The transcript has 16 exons. Gene Ontology annotation, biological process: regulation of GTPase activity. The coding region runs from base 153 to 5849 and encodes 1898 amino acids. Lineage: Eukaryota; Metazoa; Arthropoda; Malacostraca; Decapoda; Portunidae.
CGGCAGGUGCUGGAGGACAGUGCAGUGAUCAUGUUCUAUGGUGUCUCGCUCUUGUGACAACGAUAAUGAGUUAGGAAAAAAGAUGUUUGCCUUCAGUGGCUGACUUGUGUAUCUUACUUACCGUAUAUAUAGUGAAUGAUUAAUGCUGCAAGAUGAUUUGCAACAGCGGAUUGCUUAUCACCAGGAAGCUGAAGGAGCUUAUGUCUGGCGGGGACAUGGCCCCCAGCAGGCGACCCCCGCCCACCAAGGCCGUCCUGCCUCCCAUCAGUGCCGAGCCCACGCGCCUCCCCGCGCCCCCACACGAGCCUCGCUCCUCGUCACCGCCUGAGGACUUUUUCAAAUCGAGUGUCGAGAUCUUGGACUCCUGGGACACCUUUGAGAGCCCGGCGGUGGUGUGUGCCUCGCUGGAUUCGACGCGCCCCUCGGGCUGUGCCUCACUAAACCGCCCCUCAAAGCCUCGAGCCGAAUUCACCAAGAUCAACGGCAAGACAGUGAGGCUGUACUCCAGCCUGCCCCGCCACAAGCCAAAAGGCCUCUUCACGCCCCAGCUGCCGACCACCCACCGCCAGCACCCCAGCAGGGAUCCGCCUGCACGCCCACCGCUGGAGAUGGGCGUGGCGAGUCGCAGAGAUGACUCGGGCAACGCUAACUACGUGGCCUUAUCAGACAUCUACGCUGAGCUGCCCCGUAAAAAGAAGAAACCGUGCAUGGUCGAUGACUGUAGCUCCGUCCACCACCACUCCGAGUCUGAGCCUCACCCCACCCCCCGUGCUGCUCACGCCCCUGCCACAGCCACGGUCUCAAAGUCUUCCUCCACAAAGAGUCUCGCCAAGAAAUUCAACACUCUUGACUUCUCUCGGAAGAAGCACGAGAGGCUGACUGUUUUCCAGAAAUUCAGCUCCCUGGACCGCGGAUGGCGCUCCUUCGUGACGUCCAGGAAGAGCAACAGCAGCAGCAGCAGCAAAGCCUCGCCCUCAGAGCCGCCGCCGGAGCAGGAAGAGCCACAGGCGCCGAUCCUUUCCGUGUGGAGGGAGGGUGAGCACCGCCGAGAGGCCGCUGACACCACCUCGCUGACAGAAACAGUCGGCACCCACCGCCGCCAGUACCUCCAUCAUUAUGAACAGCGCCAGUACUACCACCACUACCACCACCAGGCUCAACAGCAGCAGCAGCAGCAGCAACAGCAGCAGCAGCAGCAGCAGCAGCAGCAACAACAACAACAACAACAACAACAACAACAACAACAACAACACUAUUACGAAUACCAUCAACAGAAUCAUGAGCCCCACCAACUAAAGCGACAAUAUCGGCAUCAACACGAGUACCAACAACAACAACAACAACAACAACAAGAGAAUAACCUUAACCACUACGAAUACACACGUGAAUACCAACACCACCAACACCAACACCAACAACAACAACAACAACAAACCCAACAGCGACCACAGCAACCACCACCACCACCACCACCAGGCCGUCAGUUGGUGGCGGUGGAAGACUCAAGCACGAAGCAAGAGGACACGUGGGGAGCCUCACCAGCGGAGGACAACAAAAAAUCGUCACCGAGCACCCGGACCAAGGCGGAGGAGACGAAGGCUGGAGUGCCACAAGAAGGGGACCACCGGAGCGGCACUAGAGACGAGCCUAACGAGUGCCCUUAUCAGUGCCACACCCUCCCUAAAGCACACCGCGAGGUGCGCACCUGUCAUCGGCCCAGCAACUCCCUGCGGUCCAGCAAGGUUCCUCUGGCCACCUGGGAACCCUUCUUCUGCGUCCUCCUUCAGGAUGAGAAGACCUUCACCUCCUACCGCUCCGAGGAGAUGUCGGUGAUUCCGGGCGCGACCAUCCGCCCGCACACCAACAAGCUGAUCGGAGACUCCCUCUUCUAUGACCUGCCCCGCAUGCGGCUGGACGGCGGAGCUCGGGCCUUCCGACGGCGGUGGGGCUACGAGCUCACGCCGCCGCCCACGCUGGUCGAGGAGGAAAACGAGGACGACCCCUACGACCUCCCGGCCAACCACGAGGAAGACAGCCUCAGUUACACCGAGACCAGAUCCCUCAGGGACGACUACCUCUUCAGCUCCUCUCAAGACACGUCGUAUGAGAAGGCCUGUGGGUCGGACAGGCGUGGGUCUGCCCCUGCCACGCCCAUCCUCGGGGGGCGGCACGCGGACUCCACCCCUAGCAGACUUGUGAGUUUCUUCAGCAAGCGGUCAUUCAAAAAUAACCCACUGAAGAGAACAAAGUCUGUCACAAAAUUGGAGCGAACCAAAAGAGGGAGUCGUGGAGGCGUGGGUGGCUUGCUGGAAGCUGACCCGCUCUCUUUGGGCUCCUCAGCCGCAAGACUCCGGUCGUCACGCUCCCAUGAAUCCCUUCUGUCUAGUCACAACAUGAUGAACACCCUCGAUCUAGCAGCCGGCGAGGUGACCAUCAAACCCCUGCACACCAGCGUUCUGGGGCAGGAGCACUGUUUUCAGGUAACCUCUCCAACUGGCACCCGGUACUUCAGCUGCCGGACAGCAGAUGAGAGGGACCGCUGGGUGGACUCCCUACGAAAGGCUGUCAAUCCAAACUUUGACAAUGUGCGGAGGACGGAUAACUCACUCAAAAUAUUCAUACUGGAGGCAAAGGGUGUCGCUAAUAAAAAACGAUAUUUUUGUGAGCUCAUGCUGGAUGGCUGCCUGUAUGCCCGCACUUCCAGUAAACAGAAGAGUGAGAUGUGUUUUUGGGGAGAACAGUUUGAGUUCAACAGCUUGCCUUCUGUAGAGAACAUCACUAUAUCUCUCUACAGAGAAGGAGACAAAAAGAGGAAAAAGGAGAAGAACGUGUUGGUCGGGUCUGUGAACAUACCCGUUUCCAAUGUGUCAAGUCGGAGUCACAUUGAGAAGUGGUAUCAAGUACAAAAUGACAACAGAGCCCCUAGUAAAGACAAUGCAGCCCUCAGAAUCAAAUGCAAAUUCCAAUCCAUUGACAUCUUGCCAAUGGAGCUAUAUACAAAUUUCCUGCAGUAUAUAAAGACAAACUACGGCACUCUUUGUGAACUGCUGGAGCCAGUCAUUAGUGUUAAAGCCAAAGAGGAUAUCGCAACUUCCAUGAUCCACAUAAUGCAGAGGGAAGGAAUAGCACGGAACUACUUGGCAGACUUGGUCAUGCUGGAGAUUGAGAGAAUUGAUGACUCUCACCUCCUGUUCCGUGGCAACUCUUUAGCAACCAAGUCCAUGGAAGCAUUCAUGAAACUUGUGGGGAAUAAAUACCUGCUGGACACCCUUAGGCAAGUCAUCAACAAGGUGGUGGACACAGGACUAGACUGUGAGGUUGAUCCCAUGAAAGUGCCCCAGAUUUCAUCUCUGCAGAAGCAGCAGGAAAACCUCCUGUCUACUGUACGAAUGACUUGGUCACGAGUCCUCAACUCCCAUCCCUACUUUCCUGUGGAACUUAGAGAAUGUUUCUGCACAUAUCGGGAACGCCUUACCAAGAUUGGAAAGCAGAACCUUAGUGAUAAUUUGAUAUCUGCAUCCAUUUUCCUAAGGUUCUUGUGCCCUGCUAUUCUCUCUCCCUCACUGUUCAACAUUACUCAAGAGUACCCAGAUGAAAGAGCAUCAAGGAACCUCACUUUGAUUGCAAAAACUCUUCAGACACUUGCAAACUUUACAAAAUUCCAAGGCAAGGAGAACUUUAUGGAAUUUAUGAAUGAAUUCAUUGAAAUGGAACAGGCCCAGAUGAAAUCGUUCCUGAAGCAGAUCUCAAGCCCUGCAACCCACGAUCAUAGGGUGCCGGAAUAUGACAGAGACAUUGACAUGGGCAAGGAACUCUCAUUGUUGCACACAUUCCUGACAGAAGCACUCAAGAAGCUCUCCACAUGCACCACCAAGACCAGCAUUGGAGUGGCACAACAACACGAAGUUGAAAAGCUUCGUCUCAUUCUGGAGGAGAUACGUGUGGCACAGAGUCAGCCAAAUAUCAACAUUGUACAGAGACUUUCUUCCCACAAUGCACCCACCUCUCCUAUUGGAGACCCAUCCCUGACUCAGGAGACUGCUAGAGUAGAAGACAGAGUUGGGUACCAGAGCCUUCAGAGGAAUAUCUUCCGAUACAAUGAUCCAACGGUUAGUGAUGACCACAAGCUUCUGCCACCCCCUCCAAUCAGUUUCAUCCAGUCCCCUCCAGAGCCUCCCUCUACCCCUCGUCCCUCUACCCUGCCAAGAAAUACUUACUUGAUGGGUUCUGCUCGUAAGCCAGCUGUAGAUUUGAAUACUGCUGAUGAUUAUGUACUGUUCUCUGCGCUGGAUCCUGAGGGCAAGGCAAGAGACCCCAGUGCAAUAGGGCACAGUUACAGUUACAGUCACCUUGCCCCCACACCAUCCCAAAAUACUUCUUCUCCUGUUCACAACCACAACCAUCAACACCAUCAUCACUUCCAUAAUCAUAGUACUGCUUGGUACAACAACAGACAAGUAUUCCCUAGUCACCAGCAAGUGAAUGGCCAUGGGCAAGUUCACCAAAAUGGACAUGUGGUGUCAAAUGGUAAUCCUGAGGAGUCAUUAGAUAUCAGCCAUGAAGAAAAUGAUCAGAAUUCCACCGGUGAAACUGAAGGAAACAUGAAAGGCUCACAAACAUCAAUUUCUCAGUUAUCUAAUGUAGCAUCCUCAGGUUACCAAAGCUUUGCAUAUAGCCAGUCCUCUAGCCCUGUUGACCCAUCCAUUACUCAUCAUGAUGCUGCCAAUAACAAUGCAGCAGCAAAUAAUAAUAGCAACAACAGUAAUAAUAGUAGUGGCAUGCACAUAUCACCUCACAUGACUCCACCACAGUUGUCAGCUCCUCUGGCCUUCAACAACCCCAUGUACCACCUCAAUGCAGCCACCAGCUCUCCUCGACCAGUCCCUCACCGUGGUCCUCGCAUGGCUCACCACCACCAUCACCACCACCACCACCACCUACAACAGAGUCCUCAGCAACAGCAGAGUCCAGUGAGCUCCUCCCUCAGCUCUGCACACAGCGUUGAGGACUUGCCCUCUGUCCCAACCAUCACCUCAAGCUUAGCCUCCUCUCGUGGACCCCAGCACCACUCCUCAUCCAGCGAGGACAAUACAUCACUGGCUUGCACUCCUCCUUUAGAACACCGUGGUUUCAAGUCAGGAGCUCCACGAACUAACCCCCGAUGCUUGCCUCCUGGCUGGGGACAACCAACCCUUGCACCUGUGACACCUGAUCAUCACCACUCAACUUCUGACCUCUUAGGAGGCGCUCAAUGCAGAAGAACAAAGACAGCACGUCGCCAGUCUACAGGAGUCAGCAGCAGCCGGCGGCAGCCGUACAAGUAUGACAGUGACUCUUCCAGUGAUGAACAGCAAUCCCCACCAGCUCGGGUCAGACCCCAGCGUGGCAAUCACAGAGUGUCCGAGAUGAAAACAUUAGAUGAGUAUGAGCAAGAGAUAUUGGCUCUAAGGACAGCAAUGGAAGAAAUGCACCACAAACUGGUAACAGCAGAGGAGCAGGCACAGACACGUUCUGUUAACUCUGAGGGCUCAGACGCUGUGCCACCCACCUCACCCUGUGACCCCCGGCAGCGGUCCAGCAGCACUGCCUCCCCCCUCACCCACCAUCAGCACAGCAGACACAGCCGUCAGAGCCCUCAGUGCCCACUGGCUCAGCAGACCGGCGACCAGGUUCAGAUGAGAGAGAUGAUACAAAAGUUACAGGAGCAGUUCAGGAAAGAGCAAAAGAAGAUGACAGAGCUCAUGUCAGAGAAGGAUGCACUCAUUCAGGCACAGGAGGACAGAAUCAAUGCACUUGACCGCACCAACACUCAGCUUCUUAUGGCCCUUGAGCACAUCAGGGAGCUGUAAGUCACCACCAAACGACGCAAGACUCCACUAACGCACCAAAGCUGAGAGAGUCAGUCGAGUCACCCGCUGCGGCUCAGGAAGUCAGUCAGUUGUCCGACACCAGUGACUACAAGAGCAGUUCCUGCUGAACGCUUAAUGGUCAGGAGAAUGAACCCUGUAAUAUUAUAAGCAUAUACACUCAAUUUUCAUAUCAAAGGCUAUUGUAAAGGUAUAUAUACCUACCGGCACUGGCCAAGGUAAUGUUUGGAGUCAUAGUCCUUAAUAUUGGUAUACACAGAGAUAAUUUUUUAUAUUAGUCUACUUCUGAUAUUCAUUAUUGGUGGAAACUGUUAGCACACACUUCCUAAUAGUGAAUGUUCCCUGUAUUUCCCUCACUGCAAAUGCUGCCCCAGCGCAUAUGUUGUGUGGACGUUUCCAGUUUGUUUAAUAAUCAACCCCGUGGAUUAUCUAGUUUCUUAGCUCUCAUAGGAGAUUCUGGAUAGGUAAGCUGAUCAAAUGUUAAGUAUCUCAAAGUAACCUUUUAAUUGCAAUGUAUUCUUCAUCACUUAAUUUCUUAAAUUACCAUAUUUUCAUUGUAAUGAAAACCUUAUAAGUGUACUCCAUGCCAACAAGUGUUAUAAUCAGGUUUGCAGUAUUAAGCUAUUACUAAUGGACAAAUUGUGAAAGUGUUAAAUACAGUGUAAAUUAGGCAAUAUCAGUAGUCUUGCAGGGCUGAACAGCUAGCUAGCUUCAGCUUUCCCUGGCCUUCUACUGAAAUAUUUUUGACAUAAAUAUAUUUUUCUGUCAGUCUAAACUAAGCAAAUUCUGGCUAACCUGGAAGGACUUGGUCUGGUACUGAGCUAAACUAAGAGCAACUCAGUCCAGGCACACCAUCGUAAUUUUUUAUGAUGGGUAUCCAUGGCCAAGUCCUGUAGCCAAUGCUGCCUUAUUGCUAGUAUUAUAACUUGGUGUAUGUCUCAGAAAUUGAUUUAAGAGCCUCAUAAGGUUGAAGAUACAAAGAAUAUUCAACUCUUACAAAAGGGAACUAAAAAGAUAAUUAGAUAAGACCUUUUAAGGUUAUGCAAAUGAUCUUGGCUUCUUGUGCUCUUUUUAUUAUUAUUUAUUUAUUAUUUUUUUAAUUCACCAAGAAUAAGUUAGUGUCCCCACGGCUUUGGGACCUACUGCACAAAACACUAAGUGAGGCUGAUGCUCCUGGCUGAUACACUGAAUUGAGCACUUCAUGCCUUCUGCAUCUGUUACGUCUGUACCUUGAUGUUGCCGUUGUCGCCUCUGUUCUCGGAGGUAUUUCUAACCAAAGAUUCACAUUUAUAUACUUGGAUAUAUAGAUAUAUAAUUUAUAUUGAUUGCAGUUCAAGUAUGUCACACUGAGGGCUUUAAACAUAUACAAAUGCUAAAAGUACAUAAUAUAAAGUCUGAAUGGCAGGCCUUUUCAUCAGUGUGAGCAGUGUGUGGCUGUCUUGCCAACACUGGCUCCCAUGAAAAUGUGUUAGCCCAUUCCAGAAUAAUUAUUGGCUUUUAUUAGUGUAUAUGGUGAAUGUACUCUAUUUGAGUGUAUUUAUUUCAUUUUAGUAUUCAAGUCACAGAAGACCUUCUGUAAAUGUAUAUAGUGUAAAUUUUAUAAAUUAUGUACACUGUUUGGUACCUGUUUCAUGAUCCUCCGGCACAAGCUGUUGUCUCGUUCCAACAUAGGCUAUCAGUGUAAAUAAUACUGGUGUGAAAAAUAAAAAUCUAUGUGCUAA